Yamadazyma tenuis ATCC 10573 is the source of this 2112-nucleotide messenger RNA. RefSeq lists its product as uncharacterized. Gene Ontology annotation, biological process: DNA-templated transcription; regulation of transcription by RNA polymerase II. Gene Ontology annotation, cellular component: chromatin. The record is from RefSeq and is a predicted model, not a curated record. NCBI's taxonomy places the organism in Eukaryota, Fungi, Ascomycota, Pichiomycetes, Serinales, Debaryomycetaceae. Gene Ontology annotation, molecular function: RNA polymerase II cis-regulatory region sequence-specific DNA binding; DNA-binding transcription factor activity, RNA polymerase II-specific; zinc ion binding.
AUGUCUAAACUAUUUGUAUGUGAAUACCCAGAUUGUUCAAAGCUGUUUUCAAGAAAAGACCACUUAAAGAGACAUAAUUUGAAUCACAAUAAUUCAUUCCCACAUGAAUGUUCCAUCUGCCUCAUGAAGUUCAAGAGAGCAGAUGUCAAACAUGAACAUUACGCAAAGCACUUUCAACCAAAUGGAUUCAAACGCAAAAGUCGUACCAAAGUGAAUACCGUAACCACUCCAAGUCCUCCUAUUUCAGAAUCUCUGGCCUUGAACUGGCUUUUUGAAGAAAGUUCCUUUGAAAAUAAUCAAAUCCAGUUAAUUAAUUCUACCAUUUUCGAUAACCAAGCCAACUCCAUGUUGAUGGAAUUAUUGGGCUCUAAUUUGGAUCAAUUCCCUUCUGUCUUAAUCAACUUUUCAGCAGUUUCUCCAGAGUUAUUAGCGUUAUAUGUUGAUGCUAUCCCUCAAUUAGUCCAACAUCCCGAUUUCAUUUCCCUGUCGUUGGAGUACUGCUUGACAGUAUACUGGGAGAUUUUCCAUGUACAAUUCCCCAUACUUCAUAAGCCCCUGUUCAACACUUUGGCAGUGUCCCCUCUAUUAACUUUGUCGAUGAUAAUGAUGGGUGCAGUUCUCUCGUAUUCUUCACAGACUGCUUCUCCGUUAAUAGAUGCAAGUGGGCUUCUGCUAUUAAUCGGAUCUGAAUUACGCUGGCUUAUCUUCAGACACAGAAGACCUAAUAAGUCUGACCCAUGGGAAUUACAAAGUUUGUUGAUUUUGGAAGUCUACGAGAAACACUAUGCUAAUAGAGAUUUGCACGAACGGUCUUCUAUUCAUCAGGCUGCUAAGAUUGAAAUGAUGAAAAGAUCGACAUUGCUAGGUGGUGACCCUUAUUCCAGCGAGAGCAUGUCUUCUGCUGAGUUAAAACAAGCACAAAAUGAAGUCUUGUUGGCGAAAUGGGUGGCAGCAGAAUCCAUGAAACGAUGUUUGCUUAUGUCUUUUGUGUUUGACUUGACGAGCUCAAUCAUCUCCUCCCAUUGCUCUCUGCUUUUCGUGGAUAAACUAAAGCUUUCGCUCCCCUGUGACGAUAUAAUCUGGGAAGCUGACUUAAGCACAUUGAAGAAUAUUGCUUUACCGCAGAAGCCUCCUUCUAUAAGAUCCUGUUUCAAUAAAUUAUUGCAGGGUGAAAAAAUUGAGGCUAGCUCCUUCGGAAAUAAGGUGUUAUUCCAUGCUAUUACCUCGCUAAUAAUUCAAUUAGAACAGAGAGACGACACAUUGUCUUUGAUAAAUGGUUUGAAACCAGAUAUCUUAAAUGACAACUGGAGGCUUAAGAUUUCUUUUGCGCUUGAUUCGUGGAAGUUUAAUAUCAAUCAAGGCUCAUGUUGUAAUAUUGAUAGUCUCCUAAUUGAUUUGAGAGUCAGAAACAAGCCCACUACAAAAUAUUUUGAGUUGAAUGAACCGCGAUGUAAAAUGCCGGUAUAUCAUAUGGCUCAUAUUCGCCUUCAUAUCAUUAACCAUGAUCUUCUUAUCUAUGCUGGUGUACCUGCCAGAAUGAAUGUGGUUGCGAAUAAGCAAGAUUAUGACAACGUAGCCGAAAGAAUGGUAAAGUGGGCUAAUUCAGUGAAUGGCAGGAUGGGAGUUAUACAUGCGUAUCUUUGCCUAUUCGAGUGUUUGUUACCCGUGGACCAAGGCGAUAUAGAUUACAAGCCAGCUACCGAUCCAAUUCCAGAGAGACCUCAUGUUAUAGUCGACUCUUGCUUAACUAUAUGGGGAUAUAAUUUUGUGCUAUGGGGACCAGAAUCUGACAGGUACAAUUCAGGAGAACUUGCAUUCAAGGAGUCGGGUUCUGAGUAUCUACUGAGGAUGAAACUGAUUCUUGGGACAGCUUUGGCUGAGAAUAAUGCCCAGGACUUCUAUUUAAGUGUGAAGCGGCUAGCCAAAUCUUUACUUACUGUGCCGAAUACUAGAAAUUUGGCAGGUUUUAUGAAUGAGAUGUCUAGAAUAUACUCCCAGUGUUUUUGGACCUUAGGUCAGGAAUACUCCAGGCUCUUUGCUAGUUGUGCCGAAAGGUCGAUGGGUAGAGGCGAAGUAUUUUGUGCUAACAUGUAUAAAGAAUCUAUAGUCUAA